AUGGGGCUCUACAACCUGACAAUAGCCACUGGCGAAGACCUGGUUGCUGGCACCAUUAAUAAUAUCUCUGUUGUGCUUGUGGGCGUAAAUGGAGAAAGUGCUAAACAGCAACUGUCCCGUCACUGGAGCCAUUUCUUGCCUGGAUCUGUGGCAGUGAUUGAAAUAAAUGUCCAGGAAGAUCUUGGAGAGCUCCUGCUUGUUCGACUUUCCAUGGAACCAUACUUAAAUUUCCGUGUGGAUGAAUGGUUCUGCCAGUAUGUUAAUGUCACCUGCCCCAGUGGACAGAUCUAUCAGUUUCCAUUCUAUCGGUGGAUAUCAAACUUUAGGCCUGUGGAGAUUCCAGAGGGGAAAGGUGGUGUUCUAAAUGAGAAUACUCCCGCCUCUCUCAAGCAACAAAGAAAAGUAGAAUUGAAGCAGAACAGGGAAACUCACAAGUGGAGGGUCUAUGCAGAAGGUGCCCCUCACUGCAUUGAUGUUGCAGAUGACAACGUGAAGAAUCUGCCCACCAAUGACCGGUUUUCCUUUAUGAAAGAUUCCAGCUUUGGCUACACUGUCAUUUCAACUGGCAUAGAAACAAAGCUGAAAGGAUUUGCAUGCAACAUGGAUUCAUGGCAGAACCUAGAAGACAUCAAAAUGGUGUCUACUCUUCUUUAAUCUUGUAUUUCAGAUCGCGUGAGUGAGAUAUGGAAGGAAGAUUCUUUCUUUGGUAGCCAAUAUUUGAAUGGAAUUAAUCCUAUACUGAUCAAGAAAUGCCUCAAAAUUCCAAACAACUUCCCAAUCGGUGAACACAUGGUGGCUUCCUCUUUGGGGAAAAGCUCCUGCAUGCAGUGCUUUCUCACCACAAACCUGAGAGCGCUGCAGAUUUUUCUAAACUCUAGCACUCUGCAUUCUCUUGCAGGCACCAUCAGUUUUCCGCUGCAAACCUGGCAUAGCCUUGCUUCAACUGGUGUGGUUUUUCUUUUGCAGUUAUCUCAGACCCCUGGAGAUAAUGUGCCAAUCUUCCUGCCCAGUGACUCUGCAUUUGACUGGUUACUGGCCAAGAUCUGGGUGCGUAAUUCUGACUUCCAGGUACAUGAAACUGAUACGCACCUUCUCCGCACCCAUCUCUUAGCUGAAGUUUUCUCCAUUGCCACAACCAGGCAACUUCCAAUGGCACACCCACUGUAUAAGCUGAUUACGCCACAUCUUCAAUACACACUGGAAAUAAACACCCUUGCCAGGAAGCAGCUUAUUGGACCCAAAGGCCUCUUUGAUCAAGCUGUGGCAGUGGGGAAUGGAGGGGUCCCAGUACUCCUAAAGAAAGCCAUGGAUGGUCUGACCUAUAGUAGUCUUUGUCUCCCUGAUCAUAUUGAGAGCAGAGGAAUGGAGUCCAUCCCUAACUACCUGUACAGGGAUGAUGGCAUGAAGAUCUGGUUGGCUGUGGAGAGCUUUGUGUCAGACAUUGUUAAUUACUACUAUACAAGUGAUGAAAUGGUCAGACAAGACCCUGAACUUCAGGCCUGGGUGGAUGAGAUCUUCAAGGAAGGAUUCCUAGAAUAUAAAACUUCAGAAAUCCCAUCUUCCUUUGAGGCCAAGGGCUCUCUGAUAAAGUACCUAACUAUGGUGAUCUUUACAUGUUCUGCUCAACAUGCAGCUGUCAACAAUGGUCAGUAUGAUAUCUAUUCUUGGAUGCCCAAUGGCCCUACCUCCAUGAAGAGUCCCCCACUCACCACUAAAGGGGUCACCACCAUGCAAGCUAUUUUACAGGCUUUGCCAGAUGUGAACACUACAGCUACUGGUAUGGUCACAGUUUGGACCCUCAGCAAUGAGCCCCAGAAUAAGAGGACUCUAGGAAGCUACCCUGAUGUACAUUUUACAGAGGAGACUCCACAGAAGUUUAUUAAGGAAUUCCAGGAUAAACUGGCAGUAAUCUCCACGUCCAUCCAAGAGAGGAACAAGACCUUGUCCCUACCCUAUUCCUAUCUGGAUCCGAGCGAGAUGGCAAACAGUGUCUCAAUCUAA
Messenger RNA from Nanorana parkeri, 2001 nucleotides. Its product is annotated as hydroperoxide isomerase ALOXE3-like. The record is from RefSeq and is a predicted model, not a curated record. Gene Ontology annotation, biological process: lipid oxidation; linoleic acid metabolic process. Lineage: Eukaryota; Metazoa; Chordata; Amphibia; Anura; Dicroglossidae. The transcript has 13 exons. Gene Ontology annotation, molecular function: iron ion binding; oxidoreductase activity, acting on single donors with incorporation of molecular oxygen, incorporation of two atoms of oxygen; protein binding.